CAGACACACACACAUGCUCUUUUAUUCACCGCACUUACGCUCGCGUUCACUGAUUCCGGAGCUUAAAGACCGGUUUGGGUACCGCACCCUGCGCUUCAGCGAGCCACUCUGCUGGAAUUAAGCGACAAUGAUUAAUGAAAUUGAAAGAAGGCGACUCAUGGAAGUAGUAGACUAUGCAUGAGGAAACUGCAGACAGCCAUGGAUAUGCGUCCACGUUCCUAUCAGAGGAUUUGGUUUGGGUUCUCACUCCUCUCUGUGCAGUUUACUCAGACAGUCUCAUGACAAAUAAUGUGUCACCAUCCCAAAACAUGAGUCCAGUGGAAUAGUUGCUGAAUUCGCCGACAGACAGACAUUCCUUCAGAACCGUGUGAUGCGGCGGCGGAAAACAAACAAGAAAUAACACUGAACCGCGAAAGUAGUCAGCCCACUUGGGAUGUGAGUCAUUGAUGAAUGGCAACAGUUCCAGGUUCUGGACUUCGUCAAACCUUCCCGGGCCACAGCCUGAGCGGAUGAAAACGUGGCCAAUACACCUCCGCUUUAAUAGCAGACCCACCGAUGAGGAAUACGGACAUAGACCGGUGCCAUGGUGAGACACUGAGCCCUUUCGUUUCCGGGGCGACCAUUCGGGCUGAAUAAACAGACGGCGGUGACCCAAGUGCGCCGAUUGACGCGUUCCAGCGGGCAGCGAGACUGUACAUCCCGGGAGCGUGUCCGUGGACCCGAGGGCCGAUAGCGGGAUGCUGCGGAGGGGUCUCCUGGCCUGGGUGUCCCGCGUCGGCGUGCUGCUCAUCCUGGCGUGCAGCUCGCUCUCCCUGCUGUACGUCAUGACCUGCAGCCCCCACUCCGAGGACGGCCUGGUGAGCCACGCCUUGCCACGCCCCGGGCUGGGGGUCGGGGCACAGGGGGGCACAAGGGCGGCUCAAGGCGGACCCACGGGACGGGAGGGGUACCAUAUAAUGCUUGCGGAGCGCGAGGAGCAACACAAGCUCCAUAUCGCCAGUUUGAAAAAACAAAUCGCCCAGCUGAAGGAGGCGCUGCAGGAGCGCAGCGAGCAGCUGAAAGGUGUUCAGGAUUCCAUGGACCGGGCAGUGGGGGGAGGCAGAGGUGGCCAGUCCCCAGCGGGGGGGAUCCUGGCCGAGGGGGGCCAGGGUCCGGGGGCCGACCGGAGCCAUGCGGACCUCCAGGAGUUUCUGCGCAGUCAGCUGGGCCGCGCCGAGGUGCACCAGGGGACCAGGCUACCCAGUGAGUACGCCGUGGUGCCCUUCGAGAGCUUCACCCUGCAGAAGGUGUACCAGCUGGAGAUGGGCCUGACCAGGCACCCUGAAGAGAAGCCUGUGAGGAAGGACCGGAGAGACGAGCUUAAUGAAGCUCUGGAGACAGCCCUGCGGAGCCUUAACACCCCCCGAGAUGGAGCAGACCAGAGCAGAACCACCAAGGUCUACUCACCGUCUGACUUCAUAGAAGGUAUCGCCCGGACAGAGAAGGACAAAGGCACUCUGUACGAGCUCACCUUCAAAGGAGACCAGAGCCGCGAGUUCAGGAGGCUGGUUCUGUUCCGUCCCUUCGGGCCGCUGAUGAAGGUGAAGAACGAGAGGGUGGACACGGCCAAUGUCCCCAUCAACAUCAUAGUGCCCCUCUCCCAGAGAGCUGACAAGUUCAGACACUUCAUGCACAACUUCAGGGAGGUGUGUGUACGCCAGGACGGUCGUGUUCAUCUCACUGUGGUGUACUUCGGGAAGGACCAGAUGAAUGAAGUCAGGAGCACGCUGGAGAACACGUCUAGGGAGUUCAACUUCAGGAACUUCACCCUGCUGCAGUUGAAUGAAGAGUUCUCCCGUGGGCGUGGCCUGGAUGUGGGUGCCAGAGCCUGGAAAGGAGGUAACGUUCUCCUCUUCUUCUGUGACGUUGACAUCUACUUCACCGCUGACUUCCUCAACACCUGUCGCCUCAACGCUCAACCUGGUAAAAAGGUGUUCUAUCCUGUUCUGUUCAGCCAGUAUAACCCAACCCUGAUCUAUGGCAGUCAGGAUCACAUCCCUCCAGCUGAACAGCAGCUGGUGAUCAAAAAGGACACAGGAUUCUGGAGAGACUUCGGCUUUGGAAUGACGUGCCAGUACAGAUCAGAUUUCAUCAACAUUGGUGGUUUUGACGUGGACAUCAAAGGCUGGGGUGGCGAAGACGUUCACCUUUACAGGAAGUACCUGCACUCCAACCUUCUGGUGGUGCGCUCCCCGUCGCGCGGCCUCUUCCAUCUAUGGCACGAGAAGCGCUGCGCGGACGAGCUGCCCCCAGAGCAGUACAGGAUGUGCAUGCAGUCUAAGGCCAUGAACGAGGCGUCGCACGGUCAGCUGGGCAUGCUCUUCUUUCGGCACGAGAUAGACGCUCACUUGCGCAGGCAGAAACCCCAGCGACCCGUUGCCAAAAAGACAUGAUGGGGGGGCGGGGAUUUUCACUUCAGAAGGACAACUGACGGUAUGACAGUGAAGUAACGACAACUGAACCCAGAUGUCAGGAACAGUCCUGACAGGACUGACUCAUUCCAACAGCCUACUCACAGAAACAUGGCACCUGAGGCGCCUGUCGUACCUGUUAAGACAACAAUGGUAGUCACCUUCAGUUUGGUCCAUAAUCGUGUGCCUCGUGUUGACAGACUAACAGACAGAGAAUUGUGAUGCGGCAUGGGCUGGUUUUUCCAGACUGGAGCUGGAGGUUCCUGUAGCCCACUAGAGCCACCUUGUGUAUAAGUAGAGAACAGCAUGAUGGUGUCCUGCUGGCCAUGCUGGACAACCUGUUUACAUGACUCUACACUCAGAUGGAUGGCCAUGCUUAACUGAAUGAGUUGUUUAUUGGGAUUAUGGAGAAAAGCAAUGAAAACAAUGGAAAGACUGGGAUAUGGACAUGAUUGCUCUGCUUUUUCACAGGUUUAACAGAUCCUACAUACACAUGCUUUUUCUUUGCCAGGAAACCAAUCAGAAUGCAGAUUUGUCUUGUUUUACAGUUCUGAAGAAUUAUUAUUUCUGUUUAAUUGUUAUAUUUAGAAAUUAUUUGACUACUCUAGAUUGACGACAUUUCAUUUUGAGUAAAGUUAUAAAAUGUUCAUAUAAUAUCCAGUAUAUUUUAAUUGACACAUCAUACUCAUGUUCGAUCUUUAAGUUAUACACUGUUCAAAUAACUUGUAUGGUGAAAGAAAUAGCCUAAAAAUAUAUAUUUAUUAUUUAACAUAAUUGUUAGCUGCAUUUAAAAAAAUGACAAUUAUUUCUUAGAAGCUAAAAUGACGAUGGCUGGACACAAUUCCAAAUGAGCCAAAUUAAGUUGAUAGUUGUUGCUAUUAGAAUGUCUACAGAGCAGUAAAGGCCCAUACAAGGAAGGACAGGAAAAGGCCAGUAUAUGAAAUUGCAAAUGAAGACAAUCUGAAAUGAAUAGAAAUAUAAUGUUAAUGUGGAUAGAGUGCCUGUGGAUGACACAUUGUUUUGAUGUUAUCCUCUCCUACUGGAAGUAUUUCUUAGAGGCAUAGCCUAUGGACAGCUAAAAACAGUGUUAGAGAUGAAUAAAUGUUCAUUCACAGCAAGUAUUAAUGACUUCAUGCCUUUAAAAAAUGUCACGUAUUUGUUUUAAAUCUAAGCUGUCAAUGCUGAGUCUGAACAAAUUUUUGAGAUAUAAAAUGUUAUUCUCAAGAGCUUUCCAUUCCAGGAAAGCACUUGGGGUGUUUCACAUGGAAUAACUUGUUUUAACCUACAUUUUUGUUGACGACCAAAGCCUGUGAAAAGAAUAAAAUGGAUGCACUUUUAGUA
Messenger RNA from Esox lucius (northern pike), 3791 nucleotides. RefSeq names its product chondroitin sulfate N-acetylgalactosaminyltransferase 1a (gene csgalnact1a). Gene Ontology annotation, cellular component: Golgi cisterna membrane. NCBI's taxonomy places the organism in Eukaryota, Metazoa, Chordata, Actinopteri, Esociformes, Esocidae. Gene Ontology annotation, molecular function: glucuronosyl-N-acetylgalactosaminyl-proteoglycan 4-beta-N-acetylgalactosaminyltransferase activity. The record is from RefSeq and is a predicted model, not a curated record. The transcript has 8 exons. Bases 738 to 2432 code for a protein of 564 amino acids.